CGCGAAUAAAAAAUACUGCGAAACGGAAGAAAAUACCUUUGAACGACGCGGCGAAAUAAUUUAUAUUUUGGUGAGAAGUAGUUUCCCGCACAUGCAAAUAUAAUUGCAUUUUUGGAAUUGAAAAAUAUAUUUUUCAUACCGUUUUUUGGUGGAACACAAUGGAAGAAGUUGCUGUUUAUCAUUUCUCUGCCCUGAAAAUGUUUGCUUGAAAUAAGCUCCAUAUAUUCCACCUAAAUAAAAUAUGGGACAGGAGAUAUCACAGCAAAGGAAAUGCAAUAUUAUUAGACGACACAAAUCACACCAUCAAAUACCACCAACCAAAUCUAUCCAACCGAAAACAACACAACGUGACAUAACGAAAAAUCCUAAAACUACCAACAACAAUCUCAUAUCGUCCAACGGCAAAUACACCAGGCACUCACAGGAUUUCCAAAACGUCUACGCGCCUACUUCAAGCAUCUCGACCGCCUCUUCCAGCUCCACGGAUGAAGAACCUUAUCGAUUGCGACAGAAAUACAACUUGAAUAAGCAGACUUAUGAAAAAUUUCGUGUGUCAAAGAAACUUAGUCUCGUUAGUAACAGUACCGAUCAGAGCACCAGCACGAGCACGAGCACAAGUAAUUCCAUCUCGACCAGCGCCACUUCUUCGAAUUAUCAAAACUCAAAGUCUUCUGAGCCGACUUACAAUAAUAUUGAGAGGCGAGCGACGCAACAUAGACGCAAAAAUUCUUCGAGUACCACGGAUAGCGGUGUCUACUACGCGCCUAGCCACUGCACUUCCUCGUUCAUUUCAUCCUCAGCCACAUCUUCCUCGUCGUUGUGCUCGACUAGUGCGUGCUGCUGCGCCACUUCCGUCACAUCCUCAUCCAACCAAUCGCGCAGUUCGCUCGAUCAAAAAAAGAAUUAUCUCUGCAAGCAUCUUUAUAUCAAAUCGUAUUUGGACAUUUUGGAGGAGGACGAAAAGGCGCGCGCACAAUUCAAAUCGGCGCGUCCCGGCGGUAUACGCAACUAUAAACCGAAGAUUUUGGGCGAGGCGACGCUUUCUUCCAGUGCGCCACACAGCACCGGUUUUAGUAUCAGCAGCAGUAAUUUGAAGCUGCGAGAAAAGUGCAAAGAGGAUCCGUGGAUUUGACAAUUACUGAA
Messenger RNA from Ceratitis capitata (Mediterranean fruit fly), 1143 nucleotides. Its product is annotated as A-agglutinin anchorage subunit. Lineage: Eukaryota; Metazoa; Arthropoda; Insecta; Diptera; Tephritidae. The coding region runs from base 242 to 1132 and encodes 296 amino acids. The record is from RefSeq and is a predicted model, not a curated record. The transcript is spliced from 2 exons.